ACAAGCAGGUAUGUGAUUAGGAUAGCGKCAGGAGUGUACAGGGAAAACGUGGAUAUUCCAAGUAGUAAAAGAAACUUGAUGUUUCUGGGUUCCGGAAGAACUUCCACCAUAAUCACCGGAAGCAGAAGCGUUGUUGGCGGCAGCACCACCUUCAAUUCUGCAACUGUCGCGGCUGUGGGGACUGGAUUUCUGGCACGGGAUAUAACGUUCCAAAACACGGCAGGGCCUUCCGGGCAGCAAGCCGUGGCACUACGAGUCGGAUCAGACCUUUCUGCAUUCUACCGAUGCGACAUGAUAGCAUACCAAGACACCCUUUACGUGCACUCAAAUCGUCAGUUUUACAUCAACUGUUACAUAGCGGGGACGGUUGACUUCAUCUUCGGCAAUGCUGCAGCGGUGUUGCAAGAUUGUGACAUCCAGGCUCGUCGUCCCAACCCCAACCAAAGGAACAUGGUGACGGCUCAAGGCCGAAGCGACCCAAACCAAAAUACAGGGAUUGUGAUUCAAAGAUCAAGGAUAGGAGGUACGUCUGAUCUUGUAGCGGUGCAAGGAAGCUUUCCGACAUACCUAGGGAGGCCAUGGAGGGAAUACUCGAGAACAGUGGUGAUGCAGUCAACGAUAAGCAAUGUGAUAAACCCGGCAGGAUGGUAUCCUUGGAACGGGGAGUUUGCACUUGCUACUUUGUAUUAUGGAGAGUAUGAAAACACAGGGGCAGGGGCAGAUACAUCGAAUAGAGUGAGGUGGGGAGGGUAUAGGGUGAUAACAAGUGCUACGGAAGCUCAAGGUUUUACAGCAGAGAACUUUAUCGGUGGUGGGAAUUGGUUAGCUGGGACGGGCUUCCCUUUCUCUCUGGGAUUAUGAUCAUGAAUAUCAUCAUGUAUCAUGUUUGAACGAUGAAUUGAAUAAACCACAACCACCUACUCUACUCUCUUGGUCUUAUUA
Molecule: messenger RNA, 942 nt
Organism: Cynara cardunculus var. scolymus (artichoke)
Lineage: Eukaryota; Viridiplantae; Streptophyta; Magnoliopsida; Asterales; Asteraceae
Product: pectinesterase-like
Exons: 2
Biological process (GO): cell wall modification
Molecular function (GO): pectinesterase activity; pectinesterase inhibitor activity
Source: RefSeq, a predicted model, not a curated record